Molecule: messenger RNA, 1596 nt
Organism: Bufo bufo (common toad)
Lineage: Eukaryota; Metazoa; Chordata; Amphibia; Anura; Bufonidae
Product: pyrimidine-specific ribonucleoside hydrolase RihA-like
Exons: 6
Coding region: 534-1430 (298 amino acids)
Molecular function (GO): hydrolase activity, hydrolyzing N-glycosyl compounds
Source: RefSeq, a predicted model, not a curated record
GUGUCACAUGACUCCCAAUCUCCACUUCAGUUUCUCUCCUGUCACAUCCAAGUCAACUGGUGGGCGGGGCUGAGGUGUCGAUCACGUGACAGCGCAGGGCUUCCAGGAGAGGUUGUAGCUGUACUGUAGAUUUCAUGAAAUGGACAAGAAAUUGCUGUUGGUAGAUGUGGACUGUGGAGUAGAUGAUGCCCAAGCACUUAUGGUGGCAUUGGCGGCACCUCACGUUGAGAUCCUGGGAAUCACCUGCUGUCAUGGAAACUCUACGAUAGAAAAUGUUUGCAGGAAUGUUCUACGCGUCUUAAACACCUGCCACCGACUCCAGGUGCCGUUCCUGCUCCGAGGUUCAUUUUCAGAAUGUGUCACGUAAAUGCUCUUUAUCAAAGAACCAUUGCUACCAAAGCUGAACGUUCACUUUUGGGUGGGAAUUGGAUUGCCCUCAGACCUAUAGACAGUGAUUACCCAGUGACUGCUCUCCCACUGCCGAAUUGCUGCUGGUAGAUGUGGACUGUGGAGUAGAUGAUGCCCAAGCACUUAUGGUGGCAUUGGCGGCGCCUCACGUUGAGAUCCUGGGAAUCACCUGCUGUCAUGGAAACUCUACGAUAGAAAAUGUUUGCAGGAAUGUUCUACGCGUCUUAAACACCUGCCACCGACUCCAGAUUCCUGUCUAUAAAGGUGCAGCUAGAUCACUACUGGGAAAUUCUCUCCAUGCCAGUGGUUACCAUGGCGUUGAUGGGUUGGGUGAUGUACCAGACUCUACAUCUCCUGAUCUUGACCUGCUACAAAAAGAGCAUGCUGUUCUUGCAAUGAUAAGAAUGGUAAAUGAGUAUCCCAGACAGGUGUCCCUUGUUGUAACUGGUCCAUUGACUAAUCUUGCUUUAGCUCUGAACAUGGAUCCCACGUUUCCACGGAAAAUUCAAAAUCUUUUUAUCAUGGGCGGUAAUAUGGAGUCAAGAGGUAAUACAACAGUUUGUGGCGAAUUCAAUUUUGCAUGCGACCCAGAAGCAGCUUACAUUGUACUAAAUGGUUUUGAUUGUCCAACUCAUAUUGCAACGUGGGAAUUCACUUGUAGCAAUGCCCUUUCUUGGGAAUUUUACCAUGAGUGGAUCUCUCAGAAAACCGAAAAGGCAGAUUUCAUGAGAAAGAUAUCGGCCCACUCUGAAAAGUUCACCAAAACCAGUGCUGAGGAAAAAGCGGACUGGACCAAAGGAUUUGUUUCAUGUGACUCCUACGCUAUGGCUGCAGCAAUAGAUGACAAAUUUGUCACCGAUGCUAUCACUUGCGCAGUGGGGGUUGAACUCAGUGGUACAUUGACUCGGGGAAUGAUGGUGUUGGAUACAUUAGGCAUGCUACAAAGAAAGCACAAAGUCUUUGUUAUGACCAAAUGUGACACAGAAAAAUUUAAAAUCCUUUUGAUGGAGGCAUUACAAUAAUAUAAUGUGACAUAAGUGGUGACAGAAAGAUCACUACUGUUAAAAAAAAUAAUAAAAAAUCCAUACAUCUAGGUUGAUAUUCAGGAGAUGUCUAUAACAUGUGUGGGGUUUUGCUCUGGUAGAAAGGCUAGCGGACGCAGUAUAAAGGCAAUCACAAAGUCUUUAA